This is a messenger RNA of Chilo suppressalis (striped riceborer), 816 nucleotides long. The record is from the annotation of a GenBank genome assembly. Lineage: Eukaryota; Metazoa; Arthropoda; Insecta; Lepidoptera; Crambidae.
AUGAACUUAUGCAGUACUGAAAAACAGAUACACCCAUCCAGAACUAAGCCUUUGCGAAGCGAAGCUAAGGGAAGAAAUUUCAAGUUGUGCUCAUCGAACAUUCCUAGUUCAGGGACUAAUAAGAAGUACAAACAUCAUCAUCAUCAGCCUAUUAAUGUCCCCACUGCUGGGGCACAGGCCUUUCUUAUGGAUGGAAUAGGAAGAUUGGGCCAUGACCCACCACGCGGGCUCAGUAUGGUUUCAGAGAUCAAACUGACCGCGUCCAUAUAUCUCCUGGCGGCCAACCGCCUGGUGGUGGGCCGCGAGGACGGCUCCAUCGUGAUCGUGAGCGCCACCCGCACCAUCCAGCUGCAGCUGCUGCACGGGGCCCACCAGCAGCGGGACGACUGGCACUGCCACCAGCUACUGCUGGGACACAACGGCAGAGUCAACUGUCUGCUUUACCCACACCAUGUGCAUCAACGAUACGACAAAGCGCACCUAGUGUCGGGGGGCAUAGAUUUCGCGGUAUGCCUGUGGGAUCUGUUCAGCGGCACUUUACUGCAUCGGUUCUGCGUCCACGCCGGCGAGAUCACACAACUCAUCGUGCCGCCGCAUAAUACCAGCCAAAAAAGAGUGUGGGGGAUAGAACUGCGAACUACAUCCGUCCGUAAGGACGCGAAUUCUACGUUCACGCAGGAAGUCAGCUACCCAGGCGCAGAGCUGAGCAGGCAGACCGUAAGCAGGAAGCUUGGAGAAAAGGCUUUUGUGCCAGACCCUGUCAAAAGCCUUGGCGAUGUUAAGGCUAAUAGCCAGACUCUCCCCGCUUGUCUAUAG